AUGACUAACUCUCCCCCAAGAUUGAACCAACACAUUCACUUUUCUUCGACCUCUACUUCAUCAACAAAUCCUUCUGCAGACGAUAUAAUACAUCAUGGAUCAUCCCCACCUGAAGUAGAAACCAUUGAUCCACUGAUUCAUGUUGUGAGCUCUCCAAGACCAGCAUCGCCUUCUCCUCAAGUUGCAACUGUCCCUCCAAUGCCAAUUCCUAUACAGACUAUUGCUACCUUUAAGGGGGAGACUAGUUCCAACUUUCAAAUGAUUAUGAUCUCCAAGAUCUCCCUAUUGGUUCAUAUGACUCUGUCUCUUGGAGAAUGA
This is a messenger RNA of Lactuca saligna, 318 nucleotides long. Lineage: Eukaryota; Viridiplantae; Streptophyta; Magnoliopsida; Asterales; Asteraceae. The record is from the annotation of a GenBank genome assembly.